Salvelinus namaycush (lake trout) is the source of this 1034-nucleotide messenger RNA. Its product is annotated as claudin-23-like. The record is from RefSeq and is a predicted model, not a curated record. Lineage: Eukaryota; Metazoa; Chordata; Actinopteri; Salmoniformes; Salmonidae. Bases 24 to 824 code for a protein of 266 amino acids. Gene Ontology annotation, cellular component: plasma membrane; bicellular tight junction. The transcript has a single exon. Gene Ontology annotation, biological process: bicellular tight junction assembly; cell adhesion. Gene Ontology annotation, molecular function: structural molecule activity.
UUAGUAACAGCAGUCCAGAAGCCAUGCCGAGCCAAGCGGAGCAGUGGAUCCGCACUUCGAUGCGCACACCGGGCAUUUUUAUCUUCGGAAUGGUCCUUGCCCCUUGCGGCUGGAUCCUAAACCUCACAGCGACAGUGGCUCCCAACUGGAGAACCAUCAACACUAUCGCCUUACUGCCGGUUGAUACGUUCCUACAACAAGGCAUCUGGGACAUAUGCAAGGUGUCCGACUCAUCCCGAGUAAACCAAUGUAGCCAAAAGGACGAAGCGUACUUCAACAACCAGAUUAUAGUGGUCGCCCAGGGCUUGAUGGUAGCGUCUCUGAUAUUGACUCUGAUCGGGCUGGCCACGGCAACCCCCGGGGUAAGGUGCUGGAGAGACCGCCCGAACUGGACAGUAGCCGGGCUGGGGGGAAUGCUAAUCUUUCUGUCUGGAGUCUUGACGAUCAUCCCUAUUGCAUGGUACACUCACAUCCUCAAGGACAUCGCCGCAUCCAGCACCGACAUUCGCGUCGGCUACUGUAUUAUUUUGGGAUACAUCGGGGGCAUCUUCGAGCUACUGGGCGGCUUGGUCAUGUUCAUUGGGAUAUGUCGUUGCUGUGGCGGUAAGAACCGCGGAGAGACGCGAGUCUCGGAGACCACAGCACACUUCAGAAACACCAAACCCCCAACGCGCCGCAUCGAGGUGCCGAGCAUAGCCCGAACCCGGAGUAGCGUUAGCAGCGUUCCCUACUCUAAAGACUCUAUGGAAGACGAGGCGGACUUCCCCCGGGCAAAGAGCACCUCGUACGGAGGAAGACGACCUGCUUAUGACGUUGAUCUGUGAGGACAUUAUGGUGAAGAGGGUCAGUUGCCAUUGAUAGGUGUGACAUGUAUUCUAUAGCACUACAUAGUAACGUUACAUAUCUACCAAUGAAGGACAUUUACCUCUACAUGUAGGCAUGUCGUUUUAACCAUAAAACUAGACCUAAUCUUGUUGUUUGGGUGAAUAUGAUAGUAAUAUAAAUUCAUUCACACAUAUGCCUAUGAUGUGGCC